Grammomys surdaster is the source of this 6024-nucleotide messenger RNA. RefSeq names its product EMAP like 6 (gene Eml6). The record is from RefSeq and is a predicted model, not a curated record. Gene Ontology annotation, molecular function: microtubule binding. NCBI's taxonomy places the organism in Eukaryota, Metazoa, Chordata, Mammalia, Rodentia, Muridae. The coding region runs from base 1 to 5937 and encodes 1978 amino acids. The transcript is spliced from 44 exons.
AUGGCGGAUCGGACAGCUCCCAGAUGCCAGCUCCGGCUGGAGUGGGUAUACGGGUACCGGGGUCACCAGUGCCGCAACAACCUGUACUACACCGCCGGCAAGGAGGUGGUCUACUUUGUAGCUGGAGUAGGGGUGGUGUACAACACCCGAGAGCACAGCCAAAAAUUCUUCCUGGGACACAACGACGACAUUAUCAGCCUUGCCUUACACCCAGAUAAAACUCUGAUUGCAACUGGCCAAGUUGGGAAGGAGCCAUAUAUAUGCAUAUGGGAUUCCUAUAAUGUCCAUACUGUGUCUAUUCUUAAAGAUGUCCAUACACAUGGAGUUGCAUGCCUGGCUUUUGACUCGGAUGGACAGCAUUUAGCCUCUGUGGGAUUGGAUGCCAAAAACACAGUCUGCAUUUGGGACUGGAGAAAGGGAAAGCUUCUGGCCUCGGCUACUGGCCAUUCUGACCGGAUUUUUGAUAUUUCCUGGGAUCCAUAUCAGCCAAAUAGAAUGGUUAGCUGUGGUGUGAAGCAUAUAAAGUUUUGGACACUAUGUGGAAAUGCCCUGACUGCAAAAAGAGGGAUAUUUGGCAAAACAGGAGAUCUUCAGACUAUCCUUUGCCUUGCAUGUGCCAAAGAAGACAUCACAUACUCUGGUGCUUUAAAUGGUGACAUCUACGUCUGGAAAGGGCUCACCUUAGUCCGCACUAUUCAAGGAGCACAUAGUGCUGGAAUCUUCAGUCUGUAUGCUUGUGAAGAGGGUUUUGCUACUGGUGGCCGAGACGGUUGCAUACGAUUAUGGGACACUGAUUUCAAACCAAUAACCAAAAUUGAUCUCAGGGAGACGGAGCAAGGAUAUAAAGGUCUCUCUAUUAGGAGUGUGUGCUGGAAAGCUGACCGUCUUCUAGCAGGAACCCAGGACAGUGAGAUAUUUGAAGUCAUCGUUCGAGAGCGGGAUAAGCCAAUGCUCAUCCUUCAGGGCCACUGCGAGGGGGAACUCUGGGCUCUGGCCUUGCACCCCAAGAAGCCUCUGGCUGUGACAGGCAGUGAUGAUCGCUCUGUCAGGCUGUGGAGUCUGGCCGACCAUGCCUUGAUCGCCCGCUGCAAUAUGGAGGAAGCAGUUCGUAGUGUAUCCUUCAGCCCGGAUGGAUCUCAGUUGGCCCUGGGCAUGAAGGACGGCUCUUUCAUCGUCCUCCGAGUCAGAGAUAUGACAGAAGUGGUCCACAUCAAGGACAGGAAGGAAGUCAUCCAUGAGAUGAAAUUCUCCCCAGAUGGCUCUUACCUCGCAGUAGGAUCCAAUGACGGGCCUGUAGAUGUCUACGCUGUUGCCCAGCGCUAUAAGAAGAUAGGAGAAUGUAACAAGUCCCUCAGUUUCAUCACUCACAUAGACUGGUCUCUGGAUAGUAAAUACUUGCAAACCAACGACGGUGCUGGGGAGAGACUGUUCUACAAAAUGCCAUCAGGGAAGCCUUUAACAAGUAAAGAAGAAAUCAAGGGGAUUCCCUGGGCCUCCUGGACAUGUGUGAGAGGCCCUGAAGUGAGUGGAAUUUGGCCCAAAUACACUGAGGUUAUUGACAUCAAUUCAGUGGACGCCAAUUAUAACAGUUCAGUGUUGGUGUCUGGAGAUGAUUUUGGACUGGUCAAAUUGUUCAAAUUUCCUUGUCUCAAGAAAGGAGCCAAAUUUCGAAAGUAUGUGGGCCACUCUGCACAUGUCACAAAUGUCCGUUGGUCUCAUGAUUUCCAGUGGGUGUUGAGCACAGGAGGAGCCGAUCACUCUGUUUUCCAGUGGAGAUUUAUCCCAGAGGCAGUCAGCAGUGGCACGUUGGAAACCACACCCCAGGCAGGUGGUGCCGACUCCUACAGUGAAGAAUCUGAUUCAGACUUCUCUGAUGUUCCAGAACUGGACUCUGAUAUCGAGCAAGAAACUCAGAUCAAUUACGAUCGCCAGGUUUACAAAGAAGAUCUACCUCAGCUAAAGCAACAAAGUAAAGAGAAAAACCACGCAGUGCCAUUCCUGAAGAGGGAGAAGGCUCCCGAGGACAGCCUGAAACUGCAGUUCAUACAUGGUUACAGAGGCUAUGACUGUAGAAACAAUCUGUUCUACACGCAAGCUGGAGAAGUGGUGUACCACAUUGCUGCGGUUGCUGUGGUAUACAACAGGCAACAGCAUACCCAGAGGCUCUACCUGGGGCAUGAUGAUGACAUUCUCAGCCUGACCAUCCAUCCGGUGAAGGACUAUGUGGCUACUGGACAGGUUGGAAGAGACCCUGCUGUCCAUGUGUGGGACACUCAGACUCUAAAAUGCUUGUCAUUAUUGAAGGGGUACCAUCAGAGAGGAGUGUGUGCUCUGGAUUUUUCAGCUGAUGGAAAAUGCCUCGUGUCGGUUGGUUUAGAUGAUUUUCACAGUGUUGUGUUUUGGGACUGGAAAAAGGGAGAGAAGAUAGCCACAACCAGGGGACACAAAGAUAAAAUAUUUGUGGUGAAGUGUAAUCCACACCAUGUUGACAAGUUGGUAACAGUUGGGAUUAAGCAUAUCAAGUUCUGGCAACAAGCAGGUGGGGGCUUCACCUCUAAAAGAGGAAGUUUUGGAAGUGCUGGAAAGUUAGAAACAAUGAUGUGUGUUUCUUAUGGGCGAAUGGAAGAUCUGGUGUUCUCAGGUGCUGCCACUGGAGAUAUUUUUAUCUGGAAGGAUGUUCUGCUGCUCAAGACAGUGAAGGCUCAUGAUGGGCCUGUGUUUGCUAUGUAUGCAUUGGACAAGGGCUUUGUAACAGGAGGAAAGGAUGGAAUUGUGGAACUCUGGGAUGAUAUGUUUGAAAGAUGCUUGAAGACUUAUGCCAUCAAAAGGGCUGCAUUGUCAACCAGCUCAAAAGUACCCGGUAAAGAUCUAGGUACAGUGACAUGCAUCUCGAGCUCCAAGGCUGGGGGCUGGAGAUGGGCAGAGACAGGUGUUUCCCUGGAGUUCACUGUCAGACAGCCUUGCCAAAUCACCAAGGAGCUCUUUUCAAAGCUUAAGGGACACAUGGAAGGGGAGGUGUGGGGGCUGGCAGCACACCCUCUCCUGCCCAUCUGUGCGACAGUAAGUGAUGACAAAACACUUCGGAUCUGGGAAUUAUCCUCCCAGCACCGCAUGCUGGCAGUACGGAAACUUAAAAAAGGAGGAAGAUGUUGUGCCUUCUCCCCUGAUGGGAAAGCCUUAGCAGUCGGAUUGAAUGAUGGAAGUUUCUUGGUGGUGAAUGCUGACACCGUGGAAGACAUGCUCUCCUUCCAUCACAGAAAAGAAAUGAUCUCUGACAUAAAAUUUUCAAAAGAUACAGGAAAAUACCUUGCUGUGGCAUCCCAUGAUAACUUCGUGGAUAUUUACAAUGUGCUUACAAGCAAGAGGGUUGGCAUCUGUAAAGGAGCCUCUAGUUACAUCACACACAUUGACUGGGACUCAAGAGGGAAAUUAUUGCAAGUUAAUUCAGGUGCCAAAGAACAGCUUUUCUUUGAAGCUCCAAGAGGCAGAAGACACACAAUAAGGCCGUCAGAGAUUGAGAAGAUGGAAUGGGACACGUGGACCUGUGUCCUGGGGCCCACCUGUGAAGGAAUCUGGCCUGCUCACAGCGAUGUGACAGAUGUCAAUGCUGCCAGUCUUACCAAAGAUGGCUCCCUCUUAGCCACUGGGGAUGACUUUGGUUUUGUGAAGCUUUUUUCAUAUCCUGUCAAGGGACAGCAUGCAAGAUUUAAGAAGUAUGUGGGGCACAGCGCACACGUCACCAAUGUGAGGUGGCUACACAACGACUCUGUGCUGCUCACAGUAGGAGGUGCUGACACAGCCUUGAUGAUCUGGACCAGAGAAUUUGUGGGGACACAAGAGAGCAAGCUGGUUGAUAGUGAGGAGUCAGACACAGAUGCAGAAGAAGAUGGAGGCUAUGACAGUGAUGUUGCUAGAGAGAAAGCCAUUGACUAUACCACCAAGAUCUAUGCUGUGAGCAUCAGGGAAAUGGAGGGCACCAAACCACACCAGCAGCUAAAAGAGGUGUCCAUGGAAGAAAGGCAGGGAAUUGUCAAGGGAUCCAGACCACCCGUUAGCCGUGCAGCUCCCCAGCCUGAGAAACUCCAGAAGAACAACAUCACCAAAAAAAAGAAGCUGGUUGAGGAGCUGGCUCUGGACCACGUGUUUGGCUACCGAGGAUUUGACUGCCGCAACAAUCUGCAUUACCUUAAUGACGGUGCCGACAUCAUUUUCCACACUGCGGCCACUGGCAUCGUGCAGAACCUCUCUACAGGCAGCCAGAGCUUCUACCUGGAGCACACGGAUGACAUCCUCUGCCUCACAGUGAAUCAGCACCCAAAGUACAGAAAUGUGGUGGCCACCAGCCAGAUAGGUGACACCGCAGAGAGCACAGGGACAACACCUUCAAUUCAUAUCUGGGAUGCAAUGACCAAACACACCCUUUCCAUGCUGCGGUGCUUCCACACCAAGGGGGUGAAUUACAUCAACUUCAGUGCAACCGGGAAGCUCCUGGUGUCCGUGGGCGUGGAUCCAGAGCACACCAUUACUGUCUGGAGAUGGCAAGAAGGUACCAAGGUUGCCAGCCGAGGGGGUCACCUGGAACGAAUAUUUGUGGUGGAAUUUCGCCCUGACUCAGACACACAGUUUGUAUCUGUUGGAGUCAAACAUAUGAAGUUCUGGACUCUAGCGGGAAGCGCUCUGCUAUACAAGAAAGGGGUCAUCGGGUCCAUGGAAGCCGCCAAGAUGCAGACGAUGCUGUCCGUGGCUUUUGGUGCUAACAACCUCACUUUUACUGGUGCCAUCAAUGGAGAUGUCUAUGUGUGGAAGGAGUACUUCCUCAUCCGGCUGGUGGCCAAGGCUCACACAGGUCCUGUUUUUACAAUGUACACCACCCUCCGAGACGGGCUUAUUGUGACUGGAGGAAAAGAACGGCCGACUAAGGAAGGAGGAGCUGUAAAGUUGUGGGACCAGGAGAUGAAGCGCUGUCGGGCCUUCCAGCUGGAAACAGGGCAGCUAGUGGAGUGUGUGCGCUCGGUGUGCCGCGGCAAGGGAAAAAUCUUAGUAGGAACCAAAGAUGGUGAAAUAAUUGAAGUCGGGGAAAAAAGUGCCGCUUCCAACAUCCUGACUGACGGCCACAUGGAGGGGGAAAUCUGGGGCCUAGCCACACACCCUUCCAAGGACAUGUUCAUCUCAGCUAGCAAUGAUGGCACAGCAAGGAUCUGGGACCUGGCUGACAAGAAACUGUUAAACAAGGUGAACCUGGGCCAUGCGGCCAGGUGUGCAGCCUAUAGCCCCGAUGGGGAGAUGGUGGCCAUUGGCAUGAAGAAUGGCGAGUUCGUCAUCUUGCUGGUGAACAGCCUGAAAGUUUGGGGGAAAAAACGAGACCGGAAAUCUGCCAUCCAAGAUAUCAGAAUCAGCCCAGACAACAGAUUCUUAGCUGUGGGUUCUUCGGAGCACACGGUUGACUUCUAUGACCUUACUCAGGGCACAAGUCUGAACCGCAUUGGCUACUGCAAAGACAUCCCAAGCUUUGUCAUUCAGAUGGACUUUUCUGCGGACAGCAAAUACAUUCAGGUGUCAACAGGAACCUAUAAGCGCCAAGUCCAUGAAGUUCCCCUGGGGAAGCAGGUAACUGAAGCCAUGGUCAUUGAGAAGAUAACCUGGGCUUCCUGGACAAGUGUUCUUGGAGAUGAAGUCAUUGGAAUCUGGCCACGAAAUGCAGACAAGGCUGAUGUCAACUGUGCAUGUGUGACCCAUGCUGGCUUGAACAUUGUCACAGGGGAUGACUUUGGGCUGGUGAAGCUCUUUGAUUUUCCAUGCACAGAAAAAUUCGCCAAGCAUAAACGUUACUUUGGUCACUCUGCUCAUGUGACGAACAUCCGUUUCUCUUACGAUGACAAGUAUGUGGUCAGCACCGGAGGAGACGACUGCAGUGUAUUUGUGUGGCGAUGUCUGUAAACACCAGAACCCCAUGGCUGCUUCUCCCAAGCUACUUGCAGUAUAGGGGCACCUCCUCGAUGCCAACUACUGUGGGACACACAAGCU